CCCACUUCUCCCAGUCCGGAUAAGUAAGUACUUGCGAGGGCGAUGUCUGCACGGUCAGGCAGAUUCCAUGAUGCGCGUCAAUCUUACGACACCGCAAGGGGCAUUCAUCUUCAGAAUGUUUCGUGAUGCUUACUGGACCGGCUCUGCGUUCCCCCGAGUCCACGCGCAGUUCGCGGAAUGCUAGCAAUGAAUUGGAUUUCUGAAACUGGAUCCGGACCCGCCGACCAACCGACGUCGCGGCAGACCUUUACCACGAGGGUUGAUGCAUAUGUCGGGCAGCUUUGACCGCACUUCGAUUCACUGCUGCUUCAUGCUGAUAGACUGGUCGUGGACCGUGGUUGAAACAUGCAGAGCGAGCAUUUCAUCCCACGGCGUCGGCACGUUCGCCCCAGAUCAUUGUCGAUGUAGCAAUAGCACGACUCCACACUACACUGCAUUACGGCUCCAGACCCCCGAUCUCACGUACAAAAUCGUGCCGGGCUGAGUACCGCUUUAUAAACGGCGCGCAGGCUGGAACGCAGAGCCGUGACUCAGCCAACCUCCACCACCAUGCUUAUCUCCCUCCUCGCAUUCGCGGCCCUCGCUGCCGCACAGAGUGUCACGAUCCUGCAGCAGGCAUUGUCUGCGUCAGGUGUCGCUGCCUCGUACCCAUCAAGCGGCAACUAUUCAGCUGAGAGUCAAGCUUUCAAUCAGCGGUUUACUGUGAUGCCGAUCGCCAUCGCAUUUCCGACUUCUGUGCAACAAGUGUCCGCCGCAGUCAAAGCCGGCGCUGCUCAAAGUCUCGAAAUCGUUGCCCGAAGUGGAGGACAUUCCUAUAUUGCGAACGGAUUAGGCGGAAACAAUGGGGCCCUUGUCAUUGAUUUGAGCAAAAUGAAAACAAUCUCCGUUCGAGCCUCCAACGGCACGGCGUUAAUUCAGACGGGCAAUCGUCUGGGCGACAUUGCACUUGCACUCAAUGCGGCAGGUCGAGCUCUCCCGCACGGAACAUGCAGUUUCGUCGGCAUUGGCGGACACAGUGGUUACGGCGGAUUCGGAUUUACCAGUCGCGCUUGGGGUCUGACGUUGGACACGAUCAAAUCUGCUACGGUUGUCCUCGCUAAUGGGACGAUCGCAACUGCGUCUCCAAGCAGCAACUCGGACCUGUACUGGGCGAUUCGGGGAGCCUCUCCUUCCUUCGGGAUUGUCACCUCAGUAGAAGUGCAGACAUUCGCAGCACCCCCGGCUGUCACGGUCUUCGCGUACAAUUGGGAUAGCCUGAACAUCAGUUCAGCGUCUGCUGCAAUUUCUGCAUUCCAGACUCUGUCCAAAGCCAACAUUUCGGCUGCCUUUGGAGGAGAACUCAACUUUGGGCCAGGGCCGUCGAGCUCGCAUGUUAGCUUGGAGCUCACCGGUGGAUUCUAUGGGCCCACUGCUGAUUUCAACUCCAAUGCCCUGCCCAUCAUCAACACAUUCCUCAAAGCGCUGCCGAAAGUGUCCUCAUCCACGGUCACUCGUGACAUGACAUACAUCAACUCUGUCGCGCAUUUCGCGGGCUCUGAUCCAUUGAAUACCACCACCGCAACCGAGACCCGGGACACGUUCUACACAAAGUCUCUCAUGACCCCUCAGGGCUCACCAAUGUCCCCAGCGGCGAUAAAAGCCUUUGUGUCCUACAUGGCCAACCAGGGCUUUUCCUCUGACACCGCUUGGUUUGUGCAACUCGAGCUUUACGGCGGAACUAACUCGGCCAUCAAUGCGGUCCCUCUUGAUUCGACCGCAUUUUCCAAGCGAGACACUCUUUUCACGAUCCAGCUGUAUGCCUCGUCGUCAAACGGGUCUCCUCCGUAUCCGUCGGACGGGUUUUCCUUCUUGGACGGGAUGGUCGCAACGAUCAUCUCCAACAGCCCUGCCAACUGGAGCUACGGGGCGUAUCUCAACUACGCUGACGAUCGCCUCGUGAAUGCGUCGACGCUCUACUACGGGUCUCACUAUCCCCGACUGAAAGCCCUCAAAGCUGCCCUCGACCCGAAUGACCUCUUCCGCUUCCCGAUCGGCGUCUGAUAUCGGGUUAUGACCGAAUACACAUAAUUGCCUGUACUUUGUGAUUACUUACGACGAACAAAUAACACACGAAAAAUACUUUGACACUUA
Mycena citricolor is the source of this 2130-nucleotide messenger RNA. The record is from the annotation of a GenBank genome assembly. NCBI's taxonomy places the organism in Eukaryota, Fungi, Basidiomycota, Agaricomycetes, Agaricales, Mycenaceae.